Molecule: messenger RNA, 883 nt
Organism: Coniophora puteana RWD-64-598 SS2
Lineage: Eukaryota; Fungi; Basidiomycota; Agaricomycetes; Boletales; Coniophoraceae
Product: GTP-binding protein RAB5
Exons: 7
Coding region: 78-752 (224 amino acids)
Molecular function (GO): GTP binding; GTPase activity
Source: RefSeq, a predicted model, not a curated record
GCUGCGCGUUGCGUUCCUGUUCUAGUGCUCUUCAACUCCACUGCCAUCCACUCUCUCCUCCUCCUCCCUCCCGCAUCAUGUCAAAACAGCUUCAGUUCAAACUCGUACUUCUUGGUGAGUCCGCUGUCGGGAAGUCAAGUCUUGUGCUACGAUUUGUCAAGGAUCAAUUUGACGACUACCGGGAAAGCACCAUCGGAGCUGCCUUCCUGACGCAAACAGUAACACUGGAUGAUCAAACGACUGUUAAAUUCGAGAUUUGGUACGUCUCAAACAAAUCACCGGCAACAUACUCCUCAAUAUUUGACAGGGAUACUGCUGGCCAGGAGCGAUACAAGUCUUUGGCCCCCAUGUACUACCGUAAUGCCAACUGCGCCGUCGUUGUCUACGAUAUCACCCAGUCCGCAUCGCUCGAGAAGGCCCGCACAUGGAUUCGCGAGCUUCAGCGCCAAGCCGACCCAUCCAUCGUCAUCGCCCUCUGCGGCAACAAGACCGACUUGUCUGCGCGCCGCCAGGUCACCCAGGAGGAGGCACAGAAGUAUGCCGAGGAGGAGGGCCUCAUGUGGGGCGAGACGUCCGCCAAGUCGGGCGAGGGCGUGUCCGAGAUUUUCACAGCAAUAGCCAAGAAGCUUCCCACUACUGCUCCUCCGCCAGCACGAUCAGGUGCUACACGGGGCACCGCUGGUGCACGAAGCGGUGUUGACCUCAACAAGCAGGCCAACAACCAGCCUGGAUCCAGUGAUUGCAACUGCUAGAUUGUUAUCUCUCGGCUACUCACAUACAUAACGACAUAUUUUGCCUUGAUUUUUCCCUCCCAUUAUGACUCUUUCACCCUCACAUGUAAUCUUACAUUACAACACGUUGUGCCGACCACUAGGGUAUACAC